Messenger RNA from Striga hermonthica, 1281 nucleotides. Lineage: Eukaryota; Viridiplantae; Streptophyta; Magnoliopsida; Lamiales; Orobanchaceae. The record is from the annotation of a GenBank genome assembly.
AUGUCCCUUCUCGGAAAAUGGAUCCCGAUGAUACCCGCCCUCAACAUAAAAACGGUCAUUCUCAACUUUCGUUCAUAUACUCUGCCAUAUUACGGCCUGCCUUCGGCCAUGUUCAUAGGCGAGUCCCUCGAAGUACUGCACGUGAGAAAUUGCAGGCUGAGUCCGGUCAAGCGAGUGUGGUUUAAAAGUCUGCGCACGCUCACCCUCGAAGAGGUCCACUUUGGUGGCGACACUUUGGAUACGAAAAUGUUGGGCUGCCCUUUGCUCAGUCGCCUGGUCAUUAAAUAUUGUUGGAAGUUGAGAAACGUUAGGCUGAGCGAGGCGCCUGGGCUCAAGCACUUUGAAUUGUGUGAUUACAUGAAGAUGGAAGGGCGUAGCAUCGAAAUCGAUGCCCCGAAUCUCGAGACAGUGUCACUAAGUGGCCCAUGGAUUUGGUGUCACCGGGAAAGCACAUUAUUGUUCUCUCGGCUCACGAGUUUGGAUCUCUAUAGUGUGAUCCUGUCGAGCGAGUCGUUUGACUUGUUAUCGUUCGGCUGCCCAACUCUUGCUAGCUUGACCCUUAAUAAUUGCUCCGGUUUCGAGGAAUUCCAUCUUGCAAGUGAUUCGGUCAAGUACUUGAACAUCUCGACCAGCAAAAUACCGCUUAAAGAAGCUAUGAUUUGUGCCCCGAACAUUCUCAGGUUUACGUUCACUGCCCGUAUUCCCAAGGUCCCGGACACAUUCUCUUUCACGACCACUACUUCCAAGGAGUGGGAUUCAUAUAUAUUCCUCUCAUCGUGUGAGGAAGAUCCCGAUUUCGACAUCAAUUGGUGGUUCCUUGGGCUGAGACGACUGCUCAAGGCAUUAAGCGGGUCUUCGAUUUCUCUGUUUUUGCAGAUCGACGGCGGCCCUCGGGACGUGCCCUGUAGUAGUACUUUUCACGGUGACGAGCCACCUGUGGUGGUGCGGAGCUUGAAUUUUGAUACUUGUAAAUGUCGCACGGCGUCUUGGUACUUGGAGUUUACUAAUGGCUUGUUUCGUGUUUGUCGACCAAGUUGCGUAUGGGGUGGUAGCCUCAUGAGCGGGACGGACAGGAACUACAGGCUCUCGGAGUUUCAGUUAAACAUGUUGCUAGCAAACAAGAACGUCAGGACCGAGCCCUACUCUUGGCAACACGAUUUGGAGCAAGUUCACGUCAAUAGACAACUCGUGCAGUGGACUGAUGAGUCGGAAUUGCGGAACAGGACGUAUGGCGGGGUAAUAUGGCUUCGUUUGAAAUGGAGAGGUAAGACAACGGCAUAG